Molecule: messenger RNA, 2552 nt
Organism: Oreochromis niloticus (Nile tilapia)
Lineage: Eukaryota; Metazoa; Chordata; Actinopteri; Cichliformes; Cichlidae
Gene: oxct1a
Product: 3-oxoacid CoA transferase 1a
Exons: 17
Coding region: 161-1735 (524 amino acids)
Biological process (GO): ketone body catabolic process
Cellular component (GO): mitochondrion
Molecular function (GO): succinyl-CoA:3-oxo-acid CoA-transferase activity
Source: RefSeq, a predicted model, not a curated record
UCCUUCCAUCCUGCUUGAAAACAACAGCCAAUAGCGUCGUGGCGCCGAGCGGGGCUUGCGUUUAGCCACAUUUUGCGACCCUCAGCUAGCUCGGUUAAAGGUCCAGUCAGUCAGCGCUCACCCUGCAUCUCCGCCCACCCCAAGUUUGUAGCUCCAAAUCAUGGCGGCCCUCAAAGCUUUGUGCAGAGCGGAAAAUAUACUUUUGAAAACCUACCACAGAACCAAAUUAAACUUCGCCAUCCACCAAUUGAGCAAGACCUGUGGCUCUUACUUUUCCACAUCAAGUCAGAAAAAUUCAAAGUUCUACUCAGAUCCUGUAGAAGCAGUUAAAGAUAUCCAUAAUGGAGCUACCAUUCUUGUGGGAGGCUUUGGAUUAUGCGGAAUUCCGGAGAAUCUCAUCAACAGUUUACUGAAGACUGGCGUUAAGGGCAUCACUGCAGUCAGUAACAAUGCAGGAGUGGAUAACUUUGGCCUGGGCCUGCUGCUCCAGACUAAGCAGAUCAAGAGGAUGAUCUCCUCAUAUGUUGGAGAGAAUGCAGAAUUUGAGCGACAGUAUCUGUCAGGGGAGCUGGAAGUGGAACUAACGCCUCAGGGUACUCUUGCAGAAAGAAUCAGGGCAGGAGGGGCUGGGGUUCCAGCCUUCUUCACUGCUACUGGCUAUGGUACUCUUAUCCAAGAGGGUGGCUCUCCGAUCAAGUACAACAAAGAUGGUAGCAUUGCCAUUGCCAGUGAAGAGAGAGAGGUGAGGGAGUUUGGUGGCAGGCACUACGUCAUGGAGAAAGCCAUCACUGGAGAUUUUGCACUGAUCAAAGCUUGGAAAGCUGACAAGGCUGGAAACAUUGUUUUCAGGAAAACAGCUAGGAACUUCAACCAGCCCAUGUGCAAGGCAGCCAAAACCACAAUAGUUGAGGUGGAAGAGGUGGUGGAAGUCGGGACUUUUGCUGCAGAGGAUAUCCACAUACCCAGCAUCUAUGUCCACAGGGUUGUCCAGGGCGCCAGUUAUGAAAAAAGGAUUGAGAAACGCACAGUAAGGAAAAGCCAAGAAGAGAAGCCCAAGCCAAAGAAGGAAUCUGACAUUGUUCGAGAGAGGAUCAUUCGCAGGGCUGCUCUGGAGUUUGAGGAUGGCAUGUAUGCUAACCUUGGUAUUGGUAUCCCCAUGCUGGCCAGCAACUUUAUAAAACCAGACAUCACUGUACACCUCCAGAGUGAAAAUGGGAUUCUGGGACUGGGUCCCUACCCCACUGAGGAUGCAGUAGAUGCAGACCUGAUUAACGCUGGGAAGGAGACUGUCACUGUGCUCCCUGGGGCGGCGUAUUUCUCCAGUGAUGACUCAUUUGCUAUGAUCCGAGGGGGUCACAUCAACCUGACAAUGCUGGGCGCCAUGCAGGUGUCAAAACAUGGAGAUCUAGCCAACUGGAUGAUCCCAGGUAAGAUGGUGAAAGGAAUGGGAGGAGCCAUGGAUUUGGUGGCAAGCGCUGGAACUAAGGUGGUGGUCACCAUGGAGCACUCAGCUAAGGGAGGAAAACACAAGAUACUGGACAAGUGCAGCCUGCCUUUGACAGGGAAACAAUGUGUGGAUCGGAUCAUCACAGAAAAGGCUGUGUUUGAUGUCGAUAAGACAAAAGGUCUGACCCUGGUAGAAAUAUGGGAGGGACUUACUCCCGAAGAUAUCAAGGGAUGCACUGGCACAGAUUUUGAGGUGUCUCCCAACCUGAAGCCUAUGCAGCAAAUUUAGAGGAGCUUCCACUGGCCUUAGAGAUGUGUUUUUGGUUUGUCAGUUCAUUUCUCUGUGAUAAACAUCAGGUUAUUUAACAGCCUGAAAUGGGUCAAAUAAGCUUUUAAAAAACAUACCUGGUUCAGUUUUCUUGGCAAUCAGCAUGCAGCUGUCAAAUAUUUACCUCUGUAUUAUUAACUAAAUUGGAUUAACAGAAGUCACUGUACACGGUUAUUUUUGUGGUCUUAGAAAGAAUGGGGAAAAUUGCAUUGUUGCCUAUUACACAUUUAAGUUAUUAAUUUUUUUUUUUUUUACUUAUGUGAGUCUUUUACCAAAUCAUCAGUUUGAAAAUUGCUUUAAAAAUAUUGAUAUUAUUUUGUUUUUUCCAACUUUGCUAGUAUUUUCAAAAGAAAUGAUGCAAAAACUCUUUUGAAUCAGAGUUUCUGGGAAAUAAAUAAGAAAGGUCAAGUAUUUCCAACCGUGAGACAAUUUCCAGUGUUUUGGGUCUCUACACUAUAACAGUAGGUGUUAAAAGUAGCAAUCAAUAUGCAGUCAAGUGGAAACAAGCAGUAAUUCAACAAUCACAAUAUAUAAUAUGAAACAUUGCAACUUUUUAUAUCAGCUCCAGACCUCUCCCGCCUGCUUCAUUGGUGAAGGAACAACAGUGGGAUGUGCGACACCAUUCAUUAUUUGGGCGAACGACUACAUAUUAUCCAACUGUAACUUUAAUAUGAUUGAUAAACUGAAAAGCGUGCCUGUGUCUAAGGCUACGUUCACACUGCAGGCGAAAGCGCAUCAAAUCCGAUUUUUUUGACCCUAUGCGACCCAUAUCUGAUCA